This is a messenger RNA of Folsomia candida, 2938 nucleotides long. RefSeq lists its product as uncharacterized. The transcript is spliced from 4 exons. Gene Ontology annotation, cellular component: cytoplasm. Gene Ontology annotation, molecular function: ubiquitin conjugating enzyme binding; ubiquitin protein ligase activity. Gene Ontology annotation, biological process: multicellular organism development; proteasome-mediated ubiquitin-dependent protein catabolic process. Lineage: Eukaryota; Metazoa; Arthropoda; Collembola; Entomobryomorpha; Isotomidae. The record is from RefSeq and is a predicted model, not a curated record. Bases 851 to 2512 code for a protein of 553 amino acids.
GAUAACCAAAUAUGUGUAUACUGAAGUGUCCAAUGUAAAUUUAAUUUGUAUCCUUGCUGUGUAUUAGACAUGCGCCGAGUACUCGGCGCUGCCGAGUACUCGGCAGGUUUUGACCGUGUUCUCACUACUCGGACUCGGCCGAGUAUUUUUGCGUGCUCGCCCGAGUAUUUCUUAAAUUUUUAUAUGCAUCCAGUACCAUUUUACCCGGUACUUACACCGAGCGGUUCAAAUUAUCCAUCAUGUGAUUUUUGCAAUCAACAUCAAACUUACUUGAAAAAUGCACCAAUGAAAUUUGUUAAUUCUAUCCGGUAAUCAACUUAAAUCGAAAUGUUGGAACAGGAAGAAGAAUCAGUAGCUUCACGUGAUUCCGUCCACCAGUUGUCAAAAUUAAGGUGCUGGUAAUUAAAUAUUAUGUAAAUAAUGAUGUUUUGAUGAUCUUUUUGACAAUAUACUCGGUGGCCGAGCCUUGCUCGAUACUCGAGUGCCGAGUUUUGCUCGGUGCUCGGCAAACGAGCAGAAACGAGUACUCGGCAAAAAUAUAACCGAGUACUCGGUGCUCGGCCGAGUCGACUUUUUCGGUACUCGGUGCAUGUCUACUGUGUAUACCGAAGACCACCGUCAACCAACGGCAUGUUGCAUGGUUAUGUAGUACAAAACUGUACUGCCUUCGCAAUUAAGGAGUGGUCGCAUUCAUUAACGAAUUAACACCAGCUGUUAAUACAAAUAUCUAGCUUACUUAUUUAAAUGUAAUUAACAUUACUUACCUUUUCUCACAUUCAAACCUUGCAUAACGUUCUAUUCUAUUAUUUAACUAAUAUCUACAUAGGUUUGAAUUUUAAAAAUUGUCAAAAUGGGUAAUUUGCUAUCCUCAAGUACGCCAAGUGCGGUAAACAAUCAGCCACGUGAUCCACGUCAUGUAUCAUAUCCCUACUGUGGUUGUGAAGAUUGUGAUCAUCCCAUUGGGUGGGAUGGUCCACUCAUUAUGAACACGACACAAUUUGACGGACAUGGCUAUUUCGCUAUAAGAAGAUCAAAUUCUCCUACAGUAUCAAGCAACCAAAACACGGGGCUAGCUUCGCUAACCUCGACCACGACUCGAACACCUAUCGCACCUCGGUUGCCGGAACCAAGAACCCAAUUGCAAAUUAUAAGACCCGCCCUCGAUAAUAUGUCGAGUCGAGGCUCAAUUUCUGCCAAUAAUUCAAGGCCAACACAAUCCGUGAGAACUUUAAAUAUCUCUCCCAUACCCUCUCGAGUUAAUGCUUCUACUCCAAGAAGAAGACAACCAUUGCCACGUGGUUCAGCUACAAGAAGUCAAAUUACACCGCAAAGAUCGCAGCGGGAUCAUGUCGCCCCAUUAAACCCAGCUCGAAUACCAACAUCAUCAAGUCCUUCUUCAACAAUUCGGUCUGCAGAUCGUCGUAUUGUAGAAAUCAGCCGGACCAACGUGCCAUCAACUUCAAGCUCAAUACCAACUGCUCAAAGUUCAAUCUACCAAACGACGUCAAAAGUUAAUCAACCAUCUACUUCAUCAAACGCAACAAAACCUGGAGUAGCUUCUACGAGAAAAGAAACUUGGCCCUCCUACCUAUUUGAAGAAUCUGUCGAUGAAGUUUCCAACAUGCUCGAGUGUAGCAUCUGCCUAGAUUUAUGCUCUGGCAAAAUAAGGCAUGGCAAAAAUGGACACAAUAUCUGUGAGACGCACACAUCACAGAUUUCAAUUUGCCCCAUUUGUCGCAUUUCUUAUCAUGAUGGAUCGUCUCGAAAUUUGCUCGCAGAAAAGUUGGUAGUUCAAAAGAAGAGUAAACUAGAGAUGAAAGAACAGCAACAAAAAUUGCUGGACGAUAUGGAAAAGUUAAAGGUAACUAAAAAAGUAACAACGACACGAAAUAUUAAACCGCCAGAACCCGAUAAGCCAUGUGGAUAUGUUGGAGAUGGAUGUGUCUAUACCGGUGAUGUGACAAGAUUACUAGCUCACCAACCCGUUUGUGACUUCCGUCCGAUAGAAUGCUUUUUCAAAACUGAUGGCUGUCAAAACGCUCAAAUUCCUUUUGCAGGGUACCUCGAACAUUUAAAAACUGUACGCAAAGUGAGAACUUUUGGUGGACGAGCCCAUGUCAAGUUCUAUGUGAAUCGUAGCGGGAAGUUGGUGCGAGAUGGUUCGUCCAGCAUGGCAAUUAUAUCGGGGCCUUAUGGAAUUGAUAAUUUUAUACUGCGAGCUAUUCAAUCUGAUGAUGACGUUAUUAUCUGGAUAGCGAUUCAUGAAAAUCCUCAAAGAGCUUAUAGGUUUAAAGCUGAAUUAGAAUUGGAUGACCAUGGAAACGUGAAUCCUCUCUAUCAAAGGUAUAAUUUCGUUCUGAGCACAACCAGAGAUAUAAAUCCAGCACACUACUUAACCAUUCCGGUUGACUACUUGGAAGCCAAUUUGAGGCUGGAGAAAACCAGUAGAGGGAAAUAUGCAAGGGAGUAUUGGGCGGUUACGACGAGGAUAACCUACAGAGACGAUUUUUAAUUCUACAAGUAAUUAUUUAGUGCACAAUGAGUUAAAAAAAUGUGCCUAUGUGGUAUGAGCCACUGGUUUUGUACAGAAUGUUCGAAAUAGUCGGGCUUUUCUAUAAAUUUGUAGCUUACCUGCAGGGCCCUUACGAGGGGCUGCCAGGUGGGGGUUUUCCCAGGGCCCGGCCCCUUCGGGACCCGGCCCUGGUGUCCAUCAAAAAAAUUGCACAGGCGAUUAUUUAAGUGUUUAGAAGAUUUUGAGCAGUGGCGUAGCGUGCUAAUGUUGAACCUAAAAUAAACAAUAACUGAGAACACAAAAUAUAAAUUUAUGCGCAUAUCAGUAUCAAAAUGGUUAAAUAACAAUUGCGUCAAUUUGUGCACUAGAUCAUGUAAAAUGUUUUGCAAAAUAUACAUCUAUCGAUACAUUCUGUUUCAUUUGAAA